AUGCCCGCUGUCGUUGAGACCAAGCAGGUCAAGGGAAGCGCCGCAUAUAACGAAGCUCUGAUCAAAGAGCCCAUCAACUUCCGCAAUCCAACAACCAUUCGGCUGAUUAUGUGUCUCAUCCUCGCUUGCUUCGCACAGACAAUGAACGGGUUCGAUGGCUCUCUCUUUGGCGGCCUGACCGCGAAUACGCAGUUUCUCGACUUCUUUAACGGAUCUAAUGACGGAACAUGGGCGGCCCUGAACUCGGCCAUGUACCAGAUUGGUGGCGUUUGCGCCCUGCCCUUCGUUGGGCCGUUUAGUGAUAACUGGGGACGUCGUGUUGGUAUGGUCAUCGGCGCAUCCAUUAUCGUUAUCGGGACCAUCAUCAACGGAACAACCGUGGUCGAUGGCAGUCUGGGUCAACUAAAGGCUGGCCGUUUCAUUCUCGGGUUUGGAGUCUCCAUCGUGACUUCUGCUGGCCCCAUUUACGUAGUUGAGACUGCGCAUCCUGCGUGGCGCGGAGUCAUCACGGCCUACUGCAAUACCUUCUGGUUCACAGGCUCGAUCCUCUCCAGCGGUGCCAUUCGAGGCGCCAUAAAUCUGCGAGGAAAUAUCUCAUGGCAGAUCCCAGUCUGGCUACAGAUGGUCUUUCCCGGUCUCAUCCUCCUGUUUGUGUGGCUCAUUCCAGAGAGCCCGAGAUGGUUGUACGUGCACAAUAAACGGAACAAGGCAACUGCUACCCUGGCAAAAUGGCACGGAAACGGGAAUCCUGAAUCGGUUUGGGUGAAGCUGCAGAUCGCGGAGUAUGAAGAAUUUCUCAACACUGAUGGCGCGGAUAAGCGUUUCUGGGAUUAUUCGGCACUGUUUCGAACUCGCGCGAGCUGCUAUCGCAUAGCAUGCAACGUCAUUUUCUCCAUCUUCGCCCAGUGGGCAGGAAAUGGAGUUUUAACUUACUUCCUGCCUGCCGUCCUGGACACUGCUGGAUACACCGACGGCACAACACAGGCCAACAUAAACCUAGCAUACUCGUGCUUCCAGUUCUUUUUCGCACUCUGCGGUGCGGCAUUUGUAGAGAGAUUCGGACGACGCCCUCUUAUGCUCUUUAGCAUGACCGGUUGUUGUAUCGUGUGGAUCGGCAUGACUGCUGCGACUGGCACCUUUGCGGCUUCCGGAGAUGCCUCAUCUGCAAAAGCUACCGUUGCGAUGAUCUUCCUAUUUGGCGCUGUGUUCUCAGUCGGGAUUACUCCACUUCAAGCCUUGUACCCGGUCGAGGUUCUCUCGUUCGAGAUGCGUGCUAAAGGCAUGGCGUUCAGCAGUCUUGCGGUAAAUGCUGGCGGCUUGCUAAACCAAUUUGCCUGGCCUAUAUCCCUUAAGGCCAUCGGCUGGAAGACAUAUAUUAUCUUCAUCGUCUGGUGUGCGAUCCAGGCAACAGUCUUCUACUUCGUAAUGCCAGAGACACGCAGACGGACGCUCGAGGAAUUGGACUCUAUUUUCGAGGCGAGAUAUCCAGUCAAGGCCUCGCUCAUCACACGAGAGGUACGUCUCGAUGCAGAGAAGAGUAUCGUGGCGGUGGAAGAGGUAUGA
Messenger RNA from Zasmidium cellare ATCC 36951, 1563 nucleotides. RefSeq lists its product as uncharacterized. The transcript is spliced from 5 exons. Gene Ontology annotation, biological process: carbohydrate transport; transmembrane transport. The record is from RefSeq and is a predicted model, not a curated record. Lineage: Eukaryota; Fungi; Ascomycota; Dothideomycetes; Mycosphaerellales; Mycosphaerellaceae. Gene Ontology annotation, molecular function: carbohydrate:proton symporter activity. Gene Ontology annotation, cellular component: membrane. Bases 1 to 1563 code for a protein of 520 amino acids.